AUGUCCAUACUUCGACUGCCUGAGUCCACGACGCUUUCCCAGUGCGAGACGCUUUGUGCGAUGACCUUUCCCGGUGGGGGCAGAGCCCUCAGAGGGGUGGUGCCGCAGUCGCGCAGCAACGGUGGACUUGACGGCACGGUGGAUUUGCUGAAGCUUCUGCAAUGGUACUCGACCUACAGCUUCCAGGAAGAGUUGAUCCUUUCCGAUGAGAUGAGGACCCUCCGGCGGCUCAGCCGUAAGUACGGAGUUCCCUGGGAAGAGGUGGACAACGUGAAGCGUCAGUUCGACAAUGUUGACGAGGAUGGUUCAGGCGACAUCACCUUUGAGGAGUUUAGCGACGUCUUGCGACGAGUUCUCCAGGUCCCUCAGCACUUGGAUCUUCCAGUGAAUCGCGUCAGGCACUUUUGGAAGGAGCUGGACCAUGAUGGAAGUGGGAAGGCCGACUUCACCGAAUUCCUGCCCUGGUGGCUCAAGUACUUCCACAACAAGGAGGGCCGGAAGAUGUUGGUCAAGCCUUUUGAGGACUUCUACCGCAACGUCCGAAACUUGAAGAACCCCGAUCCGCCUCCUUAUCGGAAAGGCAAGAAAGUGGUAACUGCUGCAUCGGGCGCUCCUUCAAAACAAGAUCACUUCCAGGAGAUCAACGCCCUGGCUCGAGGUGGUUCUGCCGGCUUUGGACGAGGUGUGUCUGGUGGCUCCAUGGGAUUUGGUCGACAAGCGUCUGCAGGAUCAAAUCCGGCUGGGGCAACUUGGAACCUUGGCAUGGUGUCCUGGCACCUUGGUUCCUAA
Molecule: messenger RNA, 789 nt
Organism: Symbiodinium sp. CCMP2456
Lineage: Eukaryota; Dinophyceae; Suessiales; Symbiodiniaceae
Source: the annotation of a GenBank genome assembly